AUGAGCAACGCCUUCAUGAAUGCAUCAAUAGAAGCACUGCAAGGGAACAAAGGUCUGUGUGGAAAUGUCAAAGGCUUGCAGCCUUGCAAGGUUCUUUUUGCAUUACACAAACACACUCUAGCAAAAAAGACACUUGUUCUUGUAAUCAUGCUCCCUCUUGGUGGAGCACUCUUACUUCUAGGCGCAUUCAAUGGACUUCUCAUUAUGUUCAAUUCAAGAAAGACAAAGUCACAAGUUGAAAAGGGUGACACCCAACCCCCGAAAAAAGAUUUGUUAUCGAUAUCAAUAGUCAAUGGAAGAGCAAUGUACAAUGACAUUGUACAAGCUACCAAUGAUUUCGAUGCCAUAUAUUGCAUUGGAAAAGGAGGAUAUGGAAUUGUCUACAAAGCGAAGUUACCAUCAACUAAUAUAGUAGCUGUGAAGAAACUUCAUCCGUUAUCCGAGAGGGCUGAUAGGAAAGAUUUCUUAAAUGAGGUAAGGGCAUUGACAGAAACUAAGCAUCGAAACAUAGUGAAGCUUUUUGGCAAUAAUGUUCUGAUUGAUGAGGAGUACGAGGCUUGUGUUUCGGACUUUGGCACUGCCAAGCUUUUGAAGCUAGAUUCCUCUAACUGGAGUGCAUUUGCAGGCACAUACGGAUAUGUUGCACCAAAGCUUGCUUACACAAAGAAGGUAACUGAAAAGUGUGAUGUCUAUAGCUUUGGUGUGUUGGCACUAGAAGUGAUCAAAGGAAAGCAUCCAGGAGACUUCAUCAUGUCCCUGCUGACCCCAGCUGUUGAGAACAUACAGCUAAAGGAUGUGUUGGACCAACACCUUUCACCUCCCUCCCCUGAAGUUGACGAGGUGGCAGAUGAGUGGGGGCAAAACUCAUUAUGGAACCCUUCCAUGAACCAAAGAAUAGAAAAAAAAGUUCAAGAGAGCAACUCAUCAGUAGCGGCUGGGUUAGAGCUCCACACUGAUCAAGGCGCCACCGGUUUGACUAAUUUGAUGGUCGGUCCACCGUCGUUCUAUGGGAACAAGCCAACCAUGCUUGAUCUUCUUGGGCUGGGGAUUGGAGCUGGUGGAUCCUCCACUGCUAGCUUCUUGGCUUUGUUCACUUCCAUUGGAGAUGGGCUUGAUGUUACGGCGACCAGGAAAUUAAGUUAG
Camellia sinensis is the source of this 1143-nucleotide messenger RNA. Lineage: Eukaryota; Viridiplantae; Streptophyta; Magnoliopsida; Ericales; Theaceae. The record is from RefSeq and is a predicted model, not a curated record.